AUGAAGUAUCCUCAAGCGGUGUCGAUGCCUUCGGCGGUCUCUAAUUGGCUAGACGAACAGUUGGAAGCGCGCGGCAUAGACGCCGUCGUCUACACGCGAUACAUACUCAGUUUGUUCCAUUCCGUCGAUUUGUUUUAUCCCGAAGAAGACGAUUUGCGGCAUCCCAAAAAAGAAGGGAGAAGGUCCAACAGAAGCCAAGCUGGAUCGCUGAGGUCCACUUCUGAUUGGUGGAGGCAUGCGUACGCUGAUCCUGAACGCAUCAAACGUUCGGCAGCCGUCGAGUGUCUCCUGUCCGCCUCCGAACAGAACUGCGAGAUCGAAUCGCUGAUCGACGAAUUGUGCGAAAAGCUGAAGGAGGCCAACGAGGAGGAGGAUUCGAUCGAAGAGAAACCGACGGCCGAAUCGGCGCCGCGACGCCGUUGCGACAAGAAGAAAAUAUCGCCGCGCGAAUUGGCCGAGAAAUAUUACGCGGCCUUUCCGCCGUUGAAGUCGCUCUCGCCGGCCGACGAUUCGAAAUUGCUGGCGCUCGUGCCCCGGUGGAGGAGCGUCGAGACGGCGGCGACGGCGGAGGCGUCGCCCGUCAAGAGGAGAUCGGUCAAGAAGGCGAAGAAAUCGGCCAGUUUUUCGGGUACCAAGUCGGGUUAUAAGGACAACAGCGAAACGAUGAAGGCCCAUUCGCAAGCCAGACAACGUUUGAAUUGGUCGAACAACAACAACAACCGCUACAACAAUUUCCCUUCGAACAACAUGAAACAACAACAGGCGUUAAUCGGCGAACCGAUUGGGACGUUCGCGGGCCACGAUGACCGUUGUCUCGACGUGGAAAAGGACAUUUGGCGCGCGACCGACGAGGACGAGACCAACAUGUACGUGGAUUUGCCGGUCGACAUUAAAGUGUUGCUGGAUUCGCCGACGCCGCACGACAAGACCGUCGAACUGAUGAAUUUGGCCAAUAUGAGAGACACCGGUAACAGGAGAUUCAUACCCUACGGUACCAACAUUAUCGGGAACUCGAUUUGGUCGACUGAUCAAGGCGUCAUCGACGACAACGCGAUGAACGCGUCGAUCGAAGAGGGCGAUUUCGGGCUCGAUUUGAAAUUCAGUUCGAUAUCGAUCGACAAUCCGACGUUGAAUUUGGACGAUUGGCUGACGAACGGCGUCGACGGGCUGUUGGAGAACGAUACCAGGAGGAAUUGCAGACGGAGAUUGUUUCGAGGUUCGACGGUCGACGAUUGGAGGAACGACACAAAUAACAACAACAACAGCAACAACAAAGACGUGGAGGAUAGAUCGAUGGGGAGCGACGACGACGAGAAACUGAUGAUGAAUUGGCUCGAGCACAGUUUGAAUAAAUUGAAUCACGAUAGAUGGAGCAGCGGAUUCGUCGAGGUGGCGCCGGGUGACGUUGCAAAAGGUCGUCCUUCGAAGCCAGCGUUUCCGAUCGCUUAUUCGAACAACAAAGACGAGAAAGAGGACCUUUUGACGUCGGAGCGGACGCACUUCAAGCCGAUCAGCGACAAAGAGGCCGCCCGUUGUUUGGCGACGAACGUCGCCAAACAGCCGUUCACCUACGCCGACGGUUCGUCGUUUUUGAUUUGCAACAAUCUGGAUAAGGUGAACUACAAGCGUAGCGAAAGCGGCGCCAUGCUGUUGGAGAACGAAUUCGGCCAAAGCAAGAAGUACUAUCCGUACAAAAUCGAGGAAUCGUCGCCGUCGCCGGUGCCCGACGCGCCCGAGUUUUUCCUCAAAUUCAGCGUCUGCCAGAACGACAAAUCUUGCCAAACCGAACCGCCCGCCGUCGCCGACGAACCGCCCAAUCAAUUCGACGAAAUUAUGAACGUCGGUCGAACGUUGGCCGAUCGUCUGGGCGCCGCCUCGGAGGACGAGGCGUCGCUGGAUUCGCUGUUGUCGACGCUGCCGAGGCCGGAGAGCGUGCUCGACGAGGUCGUGUGGAAGUACAAGGGUAUCCUGUGGUGCGAGAAAUGCGGCGACGCCGCCGCCUCCGGCAAGCCGGGCCACACGUGGAACGGCGCCGGUUGGGCGGACGGUCGAACGGACGACGCCGAUUGGCGCGGGAGCGGCUUGCGCAGCAUUUGGGACGACGGGGAGGCGUGCGCGACGUGCCUGAAGGCGAAGCAGAGCUGGGGCGGAGGCGGCGGCAGGCCGAGCUUGGACCGCCGCCUGCGCGAAGACAUCACCCAGGACGGCGAGCAGCUGCUCUCGGAUUUGAUCAACGCCAGGAAAUUUUAUAUGGCGUCGCCGCCGCCGUCGGCGGUGGGCGUCGAGGCGUCGAACGAGCGCAAGCGACGCCAUUCGGAGGAGGACGGGCGCGCCGCCUCCUGGAGUUUCGCAUCUCGCUUGGAGGAGGAUUGUCUCAUGCAAAUGGCCGGUCUGUCCGACGCCAGGGCUGUUACGCUCUAA
Phyllotreta striolata is the source of this 2421-nucleotide messenger RNA. The record is from the annotation of a GenBank genome assembly. Lineage: Eukaryota; Metazoa; Arthropoda; Insecta; Coleoptera; Chrysomelidae.